GACUAUAAACUCGUCGUCAUGUCACAUUUCCGAAAUUAAAGACUGCACGCUAAUACCAUGGCCCCUAUCAGCAUUCUGGAAAGAGAUCGUUUUUCCACACUUCCCCAAGAACUUUCUAUUCAGAUUAUCAAGUUCUUAAGCUGCUCAGAUGUAGGGAGACUAGCCCAGACAAGUCGUCAUUUCUCGGUUGUAACUCGUGAUGAAUACUUAUGGAAUUUGAUGACUGCAUGGCGAUUCGGGAAGGACGCUCUGUCUGCUCAAGGACCCAUACACAGCCCUAAGGAGUUGUACCAAACGCUAAGCGCAGAUGGACUUAGCCUACGAGCGGACAAGCUAAGCAUAGUUUGGAAUGACGGGCGAUACUGGCAAAUGGAAGAGGAUCUUUCAAGCCAGUCUGGGUUGGUUGCGACUUUGCGCUCCGUAUGUUGGUUUGAUGUACGCGGUCAGAUUAACGGUGUCCCGAGAGGAAAGUACAUCCCAAUCUGGAGAAUCAAACUUGUCGGACGGGGCCCACAUACCCUGUCUGGUGUAACCUUCAAAGCAUCAACAAUUUCUGAAGAAGCUGCGGCCCACGACUCAACUGCAUCCACCCGUAUAUUAGGCAAUUUUCCAGACGACCCCAGUUACAGUCUACCCACAUUUGUUCCGGGCGAGGCAAGUCGCCCGUUGCGUCCAACAGAUUGGACCGACUUCGUGCUGCCGGAGCUUAGUGUAGGGGACUGGGAAGGCGCACCGCCAUAUUUAAAAGUCGAGGUUGAGGCCAUCGAUCAUGCGGAUACGUGGAAGUUCGGCUUAAAAAUUGAUGGUGUGCGAUUGGUCAGAGUGGGGGAGGAGGAGAGAAUUGCCCAAGAAAGUCAACCGAAUGAAGGAUCUGCGGACGAGGAAGGAGUGGUCCCAUUGCUGUUGAGGGGACUGAGAACCGGUGUGGCCCAGGUCGGUGGCGUUAUGAGAGAUGCAUUGGGACUGAUUUAGGAAUAUGGUACAGAGCAUUAGAAUUGCAGACGUAGUGAUUGGAAUGUAAAAAGUUGCGCUUGAGAAACAUUGGAAAACGCAUCCGGAAUAUGCUGAUUGAAAAUGCAGAUUUAAGACAGUAACAAUGGAAAAAUCUGAAAGAGUCCUCGAUCCAAGCCAGCCAUUGUACCCAUUCUAGAAGAUAGAUCUUCAGUGCCUCCCACCU
Spizellomyces punctatus DAOM BR117 is the source of this 1177-nucleotide messenger RNA. RefSeq lists its product as uncharacterized. The record is from RefSeq and is a predicted model, not a curated record. Gene Ontology annotation, molecular function: protein binding. Lineage: Eukaryota; Fungi; Chytridiomycota; Chytridiomycetes; Spizellomycetales; Spizellomycetaceae. The transcript is spliced from 7 exons. Bases 58 to 972 code for a protein of 304 amino acids.